Messenger RNA from Hyaloperonospora brassicae, 1017 nucleotides. The record is from the annotation of a GenBank genome assembly. NCBI's taxonomy places the organism in Eukaryota, Oomycota, Peronosporomycetes, Peronosporales, Peronosporaceae.
AUGCAAUUGCAGCACGCUUGCGCGCUAAGCGAAUCGAGGCCGGAGCUUUUGACGUUGGCCUCGCCUGAAGUGCGCUUUGUACUUGAUACGGAUACGCAAAAUCCGCUAGACGUGCAAAUGUACACCCUUCGUGAUACGAAUGCUCUUGUGGAAGAGUUCAUGCUUCUAGCCAACAUUACUGUGGCCAAGAAGAUUGUGCGUCAUUUUCCGACCUCCUCAAUGCUACGGCGGCAUCCUGCACCUUCUAAACGCCAGUUUGAUCCACUGUGCAGCCAGGCGAAAGCUAUUGGUGUUGAGCUGCACGUGGAUACGUCCAAGCAGCUCCAAGAUUCGUUGGACACCGCUGACUUGCUUGUCGAGAAUGGAGAAGGUGCUAUUUCAGCUCAGGUGAAGUGGCGCCCUCCAGAGUACCACCACUACGGUUUGCUUGUAGCUCCAAUUUACACGCACUUCACUUCACCUAUUCGACGAUACGCUGAUGUAGUUGUCCACCGCUUGUUGGCUGCUGCCAUCGGUGUUGCACCGCUGCCAAGCUACCUCGAAAAUAAGUCUCACCUGCAUGAGAUCAGUGACCAGCUCAACCGGCGCCACCACGCAGCUCAGCUCGCUGGUAGAGCCUCGGUGACUCUACACACGGUGUUGUAUUUCCAGCAGUAUCCGACACGUACCGAUGCCGUCAUCACGAAGGUCAAGAGCAAUGGCGUGGGGGUGAUGUUGCCCAGUUUCGGUAUCGAGGGCAUGAUUUUCUUGUGUGGCAAAGUAGAGCAAGAUGACGAGGACGUCGUGCGCUAUGAUGCAAGCCGCCACUCGCUUACGUUGGUGCAGGAGAACAGCCGCACGCUGCAGGUCUUCGACCGCGUGCGCGUCAAAGUGUACGUUGCUCUGGGCUUUGGCAAUCGCCAGGAAGUCAAAAUGGACUUGUUGGACGAAGAUGAUGGAUUGGACGACGAAGCAGAGGGCAAGUCCCAAGAGGAAGCAAAAGCUGCAGUUUUCAAGAAGCGUAAGGCAGCCGCGUAA